AUGGCAGAAGGAUCUUCUAAACGUAUUACAAUUUCGGUAAAAACACCCAAAGAAAAGAAAGAUAUUGAAAUUGAUGAGGAUUCGUCGGUAGAAACGUUCAAAGCUAUCGUCGCUGAGAAAUUUGAGGCCGAAGUUGAGCAGUUGUGCUUGAUUUUCGCUGGAAAAAUCCUCAAAGAUGCAGAUUCAUUGAAAGCGCACAAUAUUAAGGAUGGACUUACAGUUCACUUGGUAAUUAAAGCACCACCAAAACCGGAAGCUCAAGGACCUACUCGGAGACCGGCUGAUGUUAGGCAAACACCUUUUGGAUUAAAUCAAAUUGGUGGAAUAUCUGGAUUAGAAGCAUUAGGUGCAAAUUCCAAUUCCUUUAUGGAUAUUCAAGCAAGAAUGCAAAAUGAAUUGAUGGGAAAUCCAGAGUUGAUGAGAACAAUUUUAGACAAUCCACUCGUUCAGCAAAUGUUAAACAAUCCAGAUACUAUGCGUUCCUUGAUUACGAGCAAUCCUCAAAUGCAAGAUUUGAUGUCACGCAAUCCAGAAAUUUCUCAUAUGCUCAAUAAUCCUGAAUUAUUGAGACAAACAAUGGAGUUGGCAAGAAAUCCAGCAAUGUUGCAAGAAUUGAUGCGUUCUCAUGAUCGAGCAAUGUCCAAUUUAGAGUCAGUUCCAGGUGGCUAUAACGCAUUACAUCGCAUUUAUCGAGACAUUCAAGAGCCAAUGUUAAAUGCAACUGGUGCAUUUGGAUCAAAUCCAUUUAGUGGUUUAGUCGAUACAGGAAGUGCUGAAAAUCCACAACAAGGUAAUGAAAAUCGUGAACCAUUACCGAAUCCAUGGGGCGGCCCUGGACCAAAUAAUAGCAAUCCACCACCACCAAACAAUGUCUUAAACACUCCAGCAAUGCAAAGCUUAUUACAGCAAAUGAGCGAUAAUCCAGAAGUUAUGGAAGGUAUGAUGAAUGCACCGUACAUGCGAUCAAUGAUGGAAGCUUUACAACAGGAUCCAAACAUGGCUGCAAAUCUCAUUAGUCAGAGUCCAUUACUACAAUCUAAUCCAGCAUUACAGCAACAGAUGAGAACAAUGAUGCCACAAUUGAUUCAACAAAUGUCAAAUCCAGAAGUUCAAGGAAUGAUGUCUAAUCCUCAAGCAUUAAAUGCAAUCUUGCAAAUUCAACAAGGAAUGGAACAAUUGCGUCAAGUAGCGCCUGGUCUUGUUGGAUCAAUGGGAAUUCCUCCACCUCCACCAGGAACAAAUCAACCUCCUGUAACUGGAAAUGCGCCCAAUCUUGGGAAUCAACAACUUUUCAAUGAUUUCAUGCAACGUAUGAUGAACGGAAUGACAAAUCAAGGCACACAACAAAAUUUACCACCAGAACAAAGAUAUCAAUCACAAUUGGAACAACUUGCUGCUAUGGGAUUCGUCAAUCGCGAAGCUAAUCUGCAAGCACUGAUUUCGACUUUCGGAGACAUUAAUGCGGCAGUCGAACGUCUCCUCGCUUUGGGAGCAUUGUCAUUAAGAUUUAUAUAUUCGAAGAUCUCAAGCCAUAAUUCCUUUGGAAGAAAUUCCAUAUUUAAAUCGAACUUGCACUUGACACUGAAAAUUUUCUUUGUUUAA
Messenger RNA from Chironomus riparius, 1602 nucleotides. Lineage: Eukaryota; Metazoa; Arthropoda; Insecta; Diptera; Chironomidae. The record is from the annotation of a GenBank genome assembly.